AUGUAUGAUGUGUAUAUAUAUGAUUUAUUUAUUGGUUUGUUAAUAUGUAGCAGGUUGGAGGGCAAGAUUGUGGUAAUAACAGGGGGAGCGAGCGGGAUAGGUGCUGAAGCAACGAGGCUGUUUACGGAACACGGUGCUCGAGUGGUGAUCACCGACGUACAAGACGAACUCGGUAGAAAAGUUGCCGUUUCGAUUGGAGAAGACAAAGUCAGCUACUUCCACUGUGAUGUCCGAAACGAGACUGAGGUUCAAAACGCCGUUAAGUUCACAGUCGAAAAGCACGGCAGGAUCGACGUUCUGUUCAGCAACGCCGGCGUACCAGAGCCGCUGGUAGAUAUCCGCGACCUCGACCUCGAGGCGUUCGACAGAGUCAUGGCCGUUAACGUCCGUGGCGCGGCGGCGUUCAUAAAGCACGUGGCACGUGCCAUGGUGGAGAGGAAGACACGUGGGUCAAUAGUGUGCACCACAAGCGUCGCGUCGGUAAUCGCGGGGACGGUGGUGCCUCAUGGGUACACGGCGUCGAAACAUGCGCUCGUGGGUCUGAUCAGAUCUGCCGCUGGUGACUUGGGGAAACAUGGGAUAAGGGUCAACGGAGUUGCGCCGUUUGGAGUGGCGACGCCGUUUGUGUGCGAGACUUACAAGAUGGAGGCGAGUGAGGCAGAGGAGGUCUUUAGCGAAACAGCUAAUCUCAAGGGCAUUGUGCUCAAGGCUCGACAUGUUGCGGAGGCUGCUCUGUUUCUCGCCUCUGAUGACUCUGCUUACGUUAGUGGCCAUAACCUCCUCGUCGACGGCGGAUUCAGCGUUGUUAAGCCUUGAACCAUCCUUAUUUUGGACUUUUUUUUUUUCCGACUAUAAUGCUUUAUUAAUGGAUAUCAUUGUUUACAAAAACCUCUAAAAAUCGAGGACAAGUAUGGAACAUUCUCCAUUGAUUACAUAGACUAUAAGAUUUUCUAGCUAAAGAAUCGGCCACUUUAUUAUUUGUUCUUUUGGUAUGUUGAAAUUUGCAACUAGUAAACAACGUAUACCAGUUUAGAACAGUGGACAAAUAAUGUUGAUAACGAGGCUGGAAAGCAUUAUUAUGUAUGCUUUGAUUUAUUACUAAGUUAUCGCCUUCGAAAAUGACGUUGGUGUAUCCCAAAGACUAAGAAGCUUGCAUUGCCCAUAUUAAGCUAGUAAAUUCUGAUUCUUCCAUUGUUGGGCGUCCUUCAAAUUUUCCCAUUGCUGCAUGCAGUACCACACCAUUACUAUUUCUAAUUACCCACCCCAUACCAGAUUCACGGGUGCCGGAAUGAUGGGAAGCAUCAUAAUUACAUUUAACCCAGCCAAUUGGUGGUGGUAUCCAAACUGAUGAACUGUUGUUACCAUAUAGUCGUGGUCGUGACGGGUCUUCGGUAGCUUCCUUUGAAGAAACCAUCCAUUCGAGUAGGUCAGUCUUUGCUCGUUCCAAAGUUGUACUUUCCGAAAUAAUAUUAGAACCAAAUAAAAAUUCAUUUCUACUCUU
This is a messenger RNA of Raphanus sativus (radish), 1501 nucleotides long. Its product is annotated as short-chain dehydrogenase reductase 3b-like. The transcript has a single exon. The record is from RefSeq and is a predicted model, not a curated record. NCBI's taxonomy places the organism in Eukaryota, Viridiplantae, Streptophyta, Magnoliopsida, Brassicales, Brassicaceae. Bases 1 to 816 code for a protein of 271 amino acids.